GUUCACCUCAUCUUCACGCCAUGAUCAUCGACGACACCCCCGCCUCUCCAAAAAAGACCCAGCAGCGCCUCUCGGAGGCAUCUCCGCAGUACGAUGUGGAGCACGCGCCUCCUCCCGCGUAUCCCGGCCCUCAAUCAGACUGGGCCCGGGCUGUCGCUAGCUAUGGUAUUCAUGCAGGUCCUCGCAGUCUGUUGCUUCCCCUUCGUGAGGAGACCAAGAAGGGUGAACCGGCCGAACGAAGGUUCAUCAAGGCGUUCCUCGUCGCGUUCUCUAUCUGGGCCGUCCUUGCGUUCCUGGCAAGCAUCACUGUCGACUCUGCUUUUCGGAAGUCACGGCAUCCACGGUGGCGUUCUAUCCCAGAGGAAGAGGAUGAUCGGCUCGGAUGGCCACUAGCGAGCGAUGGCAGGAUCAUCCGAUGUGUGAGCGGCUACCCGGAGUGGUCGCAACACGGCCUGCCAGACCCUACCACGUCAUUCGAGCUCCCGCUAUCCCUAGAUGCCUUGUACCUGUUCUCCCGGGGAACGUUAUCGAGGGGGACCGUGCACUUUGUCCAGGACUCGCAGUGGCCGCCUAGAGACUCCGCACGGGUGGAAGUCUCCCUACUGCAUUCGACGACGGCGGACUUGGAAGUCGCCAGUGUGUGCCUGAUGGAGCGGGAGGAAGGCCAGCGCGGUAUCGCUCUCUUGACGCCCAUGAAAUGGCGCACUUCACCAUCUGCGCGGUUUCGCUUCGAAGUGACGGUUCUUAUGCCAGCCACGUCCACGGAGUAUCCCUUGAAUGUAUCCGCCUUCGAGACCGAUCUGCCUAUGUUUUCCCACUAUGUGGAUGAGCUUCCGAGCGAGCUCUUGUUUCGGACGCUCUCCUUGCGGUCAAAAGAUGCGCGCAUUCAUGUGCAGUCCGUGCAUGCCGAGCGUGCGGAGCUCAGAACGACGAAUGGGGCGAUUGAAGGAGAAUUCCACACAUCGGACACGCUGACGUUGACGACGUCCAAUGCACAUAUCAGGGCAGACGUAUAUCUGUACCAUGACGACCUCAACGAAAGCAGUACCAAAGUUAACAUGCACACAUCCAACGCCGCCAUCAUAUCCAGCGUGAAUCUCAUAUCCACAUCGCCUUCUCAUCCCUCCAUAGGCGGAUCGUUCGAAGUAUCCUCGGAAACGAGCAACGGACCGCUCAGCCUAACCUUCCCUUUCUCGGCGUCUUCUUCCCGUCUCGACGCCAUCGCGCGGACGUCGAACGCCCACAUAUCAGCCACGGUGAACCCCGCGUACGAGGGCUCCUUCGAGGUGCGCACGUCCAACGCAAAGCCCGCUGUGUUCUAUGACGGUCGCGUGGAGGACCCCUCCGGCAGGGGGCGCAGAAGGUACAUGACGGAAUCGCAAGUUGGGAAGACGAUGGUUGGCGAGGUGAGCUGGGGCAGGCCGGAGAGCGGGGUGCAUGUAGGUUCUGUCAGCUUGCGCACGUCGAAUGCGCCUGCCGUGCUCAGUCUAUGAUGCGUGAUGUCGAUUGUUUUCGGGGCUGUGUGUCCCGCUGGUUAUAUGUAGAGUUGUGCUUGUACGAUUGAUCGUCGGGAUCCUGAUACGUGAAUAACGAUUGAUUAUGAAUCUACU
Messenger RNA from Laetiporus sulphureus 93-53, 1610 nucleotides. RefSeq lists its product as uncharacterized. NCBI's taxonomy places the organism in Eukaryota, Fungi, Basidiomycota, Agaricomycetes, Polyporales, Laetiporaceae. The record is from RefSeq and is a predicted model, not a curated record. The coding region runs from base 21 to 1493 and encodes 490 amino acids. The transcript is spliced from 5 exons.